AUGUCUUCCACACCUAACACACAGACUUCGCAAACGCCACCCUCUUCUUCGCCUCAUAAUAAUAAACAGCUAACACCACAUCACUGUUCCCUCGAGAUCUCAAUAGCCGCUAACAAUAAUAUCAAAGAAACAUUACCACUUCCUCAAUCCUCUUCAAACAUAAAUCAUGACCAAACGACAACACCACUUUUAACAUCAAUUCCAUCCACCAAAACCACCCUAAACCAACAAUUAGUUCACUUGUUUCGUCUUACCACACUUCGAAGUUGUCGAAAGCUAAAGCGUAUCCUGAGUCUAAUGAUAUUAUUCAGUAUUCUGGCGUUCGCCUUGUUCUUGUUAACUUGGCCGAUACUGCAUCCACGUGUUACUUUGUUCACAUUUAAAUUUCGAAAUUAUUUGCAUAAUGAAGGGUAUUUGGGUUGCUCGUUGCGAAAGCAACCGAUACUAUUUAUGGUUGAUACAGAUCGCUUGUUGGCGGUAUGGGAGUCGAAUUGUAUAUUGAAUAACGUAAAAUUACGAUGGUAUCUGUCAAGUAAUGACAAUAGCAAGAAGAAUAUCAAAGAUACUGAAGAGAACAACGAUAAUAAAUCGGAGAGGAAUCUGUAUGGAGGAGGAAUAUCGGAAACUAUACUGGAUAGCACACAUAACGUCUACAAAACCACUAUCGGUCCAGUUCCAGCUUCGGGCACAUACACUUAUGAAAUUACAUAUUCACCAAUUGAUGAUGGAAAUGAAAUUUUACUAGCACGUUAUUCUUUCUCAUUCUUUUUACCAUCAACCCACUUAUCAUUACAAUUUCCCGGAAAUCAAACUGAUAUUCAUUCUAAUAAGCCUGCCACUGAUACUCUUUCACAAUCAAUAAAUUAUCCGAUCAGGAUUUUGGCAAUUUCCGAUAAUCAGUUUGGUCUAUCAAUAUUCAACCAUCUUUUGGAUGGUGUCGUGAAAAGGCACCCACCACCAAAUUUUAUAAUACAUGCCGGUGACGCGGUCCAAGAUUACGACAGACUCCAGCAAUGGCAGACUGAUUUCUACGAUCCAUUGACACAUUACCAUCUCGCGCAAAACGCACCACUAAUCUACGCGCAUGGCAAUCAUGAUUUUGACCCAAGUCUCGAAUACCCGUACACAAGUAGCCAACUGUGGCACGCGUUCACCAUCGCAAACACGCGUUGGAUAGUGUUAGAUAGUAAUAUGGAUGACGUGUUACAGGACAAAUGGUUACUUUCGGAACUACAAAGCCGAGAAUCACGCGAAGCCAUGUUUCGCGUCGUAGUUGUUCAUAUACCACCGUUCAUCGAGUUCUGGGAUCCUGACACAUGGCAUAACAAGGGUGAGAAACAUUGGGGUGAAUUUGUGCGAUUACGUUUCGUUCCAUUGUUUCAAGAGUUCGGUGUUGAUCUGGUGAUUAGUGGGCAUCAACAUAAUUAUCAACGCGGAAACUUGAAUGGUAUUACAUACACGAUUAUUGGCGGUGCUGGUGGUGAAUUGGAUUAUCAAAGGGUCGAAGAUUGGCAUAUUUAUGAUACCGUGCAAAAAACCUAUCAUUAUGUUACAAUCGAGAUAUGGGACAGGAUGCUGAAAUGGGUUGCGUAUAAUAUUGAUGGGCUGGUUAUUGAUAAAUUUGAUUUGCAAAAGUAA
Molecule: messenger RNA, 1638 nt
Organism: Ambispora leptoticha
Lineage: Eukaryota; Fungi; Glomeromycota; Glomeromycetes; Archaeosporales; Ambisporaceae
Source: the annotation of a GenBank genome assembly